Xiphias gladius (swordfish) is the source of this 3561-nucleotide messenger RNA. RefSeq names its product ephrin-B1 (gene efnb1). The transcript is spliced from 5 exons. Gene Ontology annotation, molecular function: ephrin receptor binding. The record is from RefSeq and is a predicted model, not a curated record. NCBI's taxonomy places the organism in Eukaryota, Metazoa, Chordata, Actinopteri, Istiophoriformes, Xiphiidae. Gene Ontology annotation, biological process: axon guidance; ephrin receptor signaling pathway. The coding region runs from base 933 to 1928 and encodes 331 amino acids. Gene Ontology annotation, cellular component: plasma membrane.
CACCGGAGCGCGUAGAGUUCCUCAGACCGUCAGAAAAGAUAUACCGGCAUGGAAAUGUUGGCGAGCGGAUUUAGGGCCACCGAGCGGGCUGGUGAGCAAGUCUGACCCUCCCCAGGCACUUUUCUCCUGUCCGCGCGGGCGACGAACAAGGCGGAGACGGGCUGUGUAUUAGCGCACCGACCACGCAGCAUGCCCGAGUUGGACUAGAGGCUGCCCCGCCGGAGCGCAACACGCACACGGAACGGCGCUGAGAGCCGGGAGGAAUACCUACAAUAGAAACUCUCUUCCUUUUCGAAGAAGAAUAGCAGGGGGAGGAGGAGUGAAAGACAACACUGGCAUGAAGCGGACCUCUGGAUUCCCAGCGUGCUGCGGAGCGGUGACUGAUGGGUGAAUGUGGUCAUCUGUAGGGUAGGCUAUAUACAGCGACAGGUACAGACACCAUCAGGGGAGCUUUGACAAAGACGCGGCGCAGCGCUUCACCGGCAGCCGCAUCGCCAGAUUGUGUUUCCAAAAAACUGUACGACUGCUUGGGUCCGUUUCAUCACACAUCGGGUCGCAUCGUCGAGCUGUUUCUUUAGAGUAAAAAAAGGUCACGAAGGGCUGUUUUUUUGCAUUUUGCUUUUUGCUUUUUGCUUUUUUUGUGUGUGUCUCAGCCACAGGUCAACCAGGACACUCGGGGCUGCGUUCCUUUCAGAUCCCAUCAAGAACCAGAGGAGCCAUCGCACGUCCUGCGGACAGUUCAGUCAAGGACACGGGGGUGUCGAGCAUUUUUUUUUAAGAAGUCGGACAGAGGGACAUGUAUCUGGCAUCGACCGCACAUGCUCCCGACUGAUCGUAGCUCACCUUCCUCCCGGGCGAACCACAGAUAAAGGCUGCCAGGCGCACUGUCCGACGCUCCGAGUUAUCGGCUCACUGUCUGCUCACUUAUCAGAAUGGCGGGACUCGGUUGUUGGAAGUAUUACCUCUGGAUCUUUAUUUUAAUGUGCAGGUCGGCGUUACCCUCGGCAAAAUCGCUGGAGACUAUAAUUUGGAGCGCGCAGAAUCCCAAGUUUCUGGCUGGAAAAGGCCUGGUGAUCUACCCAGACAUCGGGGACAAGCUGGACAUCAUCUGUCCCAAAGCGGACCAAGGCAGAGAGUAUGAGUACUACAAGCUGUACCUGGUGAAGAGGGAGCAGGCGGAGAGCUGUAGUACAGUUCUUGAUCCUAAUGUCCUGGUCAACUGUAACAAGCCCGAGAAGGAUAUCAAGUUCACCAUCAAAUUCCAGGAGUUCAGCCCCAACUACAUGGGCCUGGAGUUCAAGAGGAACUUCAACUACUACAUCACCUCAACCUCCAACGGUACAGUGGAGGGCCUGGAGAACCGAGAGGGAGGCGUAUGCAAGAGCCGAGCCAUGAAAGUCAUCAUGAAAGUCGGGCAAGUUCCAAACGCAGCAAACCCUGUGGCGCCAGAGGCUACAGAAGACAACGCCAUACCGGAGUCCACUCCCAGUCCGCCUGACCAGGGUGGGAUUGGACCUGAGAUACCAGGAAACCCUGACCACAUGAACCAGGACCAGGGUUCCUCGUCAAACUCGGAUGGCAUCCUUGGUUCCAGGGUGGCCGUGUUCUCUGCCAUCGGGGCCGGCUGCAUCAUCUUCCUCCUGCUCAUCCUCCUCCUCGUCAUCCUGCUCAUCAAGAUGCGCAAGCGCGCCAGGAAAAAUGCCCACUCGCAGCCCCGCCCCUCGGCACUGUCGCUCAGCACGCUGUCCAAUCCCAAGAUGCCCGGGGGCACGGCUGGCACAGAGCCCAGUGACAUCAUCAUUCCGCUGCGGACAGAGAACAACUACUGCCCUCACUAUGAGAAGGUGAGCGGUGACUAUGGCCACCCCGUCUACAUUGUCCAGGAGAUGCCCCCGCAGAGCCCUGCCAACAUCUACUACAAAGUCUGACACACUCCGCAAAGCCAGCGACACAGCCAGGAGAGAGAAAGAGAGGAGCGCUUGAUUUAUGUUCUUGGGAAGAACACCUUCCUUUGCAUUCUGGGGACUUGAUGCCACUUCAAGCCCCUGUUUUUUUCUACCACCUGCUGCACAAAUCUGGAGAGACACGCACUGACCAGUAACCAGUGGGAUUGUGAGCUGAAUGAUGAGAGGUUUAUUCUGUUUGUUUGGGAUGUCUGACAAUCCCCAUCCCCCUCCUCCUCCUCCCCUCAACUCCCACCUUUUACAUCUCCCUGCUGUGCUCCGAUGGGCGGGCGGUGCUGGAGCACACCAACAGAUGGAAGUCUAGCUUCCUGGUUUGCUGUCCCCUUUAAUGGGCAGGAUAUAACUUAUCUCAGUUCCCUGAAGUACAGUCUGUGCUACACCCAAUUAAACACACCAUCCUAGCACACUAGCCAGGAACAGGCAGACACAGGCCCCGAACGCCACUCAGCCAGCAGUUUGUGUGCAAGCAUAAAACAUGUAUGUGUGUGUGUGUGUGUGUGUAUGUGUGUGUGCAUGUGUGUGUGUGUGUGUGUGUGUGUUAGACAGGGCUCCGUGCUGGGCCAGGAAACUCUCCAGAUAGCUCAGGUAUCAGACACAGUGUGUGAAAUAAUGUGUUCCUCUCCCUACGCACCUCUGAUGUUUGCCUUACUUACUAUUUUUGAUGGAGGAUUUCUUCGAACCCUGAGUAAGUUCACAAAGCAGUUGUAUUUUGUUAGACUUUUCCUACAAGUGCACAAUGUAUAGAGUUGAAUAGAUCAUCAUUAUUACUCCAUCUUCUCACUACCCAUGUCAUCCAUUGCGCUCAUUUUUUUUCCCAAGAGAGUACCAUGACCUGGACUGUUGAUGUCGAGGGGUGUAUGUGUAUGUGUGUGUGCGUUUCCGGGAAUACUCCCUUCUCCACUGGUCUGAUGUGAGCUUUACCAUUACUCUGGUAUUUAUGAUCUACUUGUGUUUAUCUGAGGGUGUGUCCUCUGUGUGUGUGUGUAUGUGUGUUUGGGCAUGUCCAGACCAGUUUCGUAUCUGGGCAGGCUUAUUGGCUUAGGGUUAGAACAGUAAGUUACUGUAUCAUAAGUUUCAAAAACAAGACAGACAGACUAACGUGCCGACAGCUAGGCAUGCUCAAGAUCUUAAAAAACCCUUCUAGCGCUCCAGCUGGCAUCAAUUGAAGGUUUUAUUGCGUCUGAUUAGCUUUCAGGGAGAAGGUUUUUAAGACAGCAGACAGGUUGAUAUUUGUUUGUUCUAGCUUCUGGUGCUACAGUGUAAGCAUCAAACAGUUAGUUUGGUGCCUGCUGUCUUGGCGAGGUGGGCGUAGGUUGGAUGGUUGGCACUGAUUGGCUGGCCUACAUAGGUAGGAUGCCCUAUACAAGUUGGACGGCGAGCUACGGCUGAAUAUUGGGAUACAGUAUUGUCGGAUGCCAAUUGGCUGCCAUCUUUAGAUGAGUCAGUGGAGUGCGCAGUCGGUGUCGUUGCCAGCGUGUGACUAAUCUAUGUGCCAUCGCCAUGCCCACACUCACCAGCCGGGGAGGAGAGAGAGCGAGAGCGACAGAUAAAGGAGAAAAAUGUUCCUGUGACUUGGCUUUAACCUGAGAAGAGGAUG